CUGAGGCAAGGUAGAUAGUCUCAGGUUUCCACCACCUAUUUCACAGCAUUGUCUGUGUCUUACCCACUAAUAAUUAACUUUUAUCUGAGCAUGUGCUACAGUUAAAACUGACUGUCUGAUAGUGUGAUCUUUGUCAUGUUUUUUUCAAUGGUCGCAGAAGGAAUUAUGUGAUCUAAGGAAUUCUGUGCCUUCGAUUCAGAAAGUAGGGUUUUUUACUGUUUGGAUAAAUUGCAGAGCUUUACAAUGAAUUCAAGUAACUCAGCUAUCCUGAUUGGAGAAAAGAGGUCAAUAACAAGAGCUCAGUUCCUGUCUUUGUUGGAAACAUACAACUGCUAUUUAAAGGAGAACAAAAAUGUACAGCUCUCAUUUCAUGAGGAUGAAGGACAAAUUGUUGUAGAGGGAGUGCUGAAUAUAUCUUGGGGUGUACACCAGCCCAUUAGAUUAAAAAUUCAGGAUGAAAAACAGGUGCUUUCUUAUGCAACCCUUCGGUCGCCUGAGCCGAGUGGAAAAAGAGGAAUGACACGAUGGGGAGAGUUUGAUGAUCUUUGCCAUAUAGAUGAAAUGGAGGAAACCAAACAAGAAACUGCUGCUGAAGACACUAAGGAUAACAGAGAUUAUGACAGUGGGACACUGAAACCAUACAGAGUUCAAGAUCCAGUUGAAGAGUCACCUGUCCUGUACCGAACCAUGAGUGAUGCUUCCCUUGUGAAGAAAAGAGUGAAAUCUAAAACAGCUGCAGAGAGACAGAGCGCUCACCAGCACAGGUGUUCAAUCAAUGGUCAUUUUUAUAACUAUAAGACCUCUGUCUUUACGCCAAUAUUUGGGUCUGUGACCAAUGUAAGGAUAAACACUAGAAUGACGACACAAGAAGUUAUAGUUCAACUUCUUCAAAAAUUUAAGGUGGAAAAUGAUCAUCACGAAUUUGCACUUUAUUGCAUUCAUGCAAGCGGGGAAAAAAGGAAGCUAAAAGAAUCGGAUUUUCCCUUGUGGGAAAGGCUUCUGCAGGGACCUUCAGCUAUUACACAAAUAUUUUUAAUGGACAGGGACGAACAAGAAGUAAGCAAUGAUGUGGCUCAGUAUCUUCAACUGGAAAUGCCCCUUUUGAAAAUCAUUCUUGAUAAGUUAAAGGAUGAGGAAAACCGGGAGAUUCAAAGGAUUGUUACAAAGUACCAACAGCGCAAGAGAAACAUCACACAACAAAUCCAUUCAAAAAAUAUGCCAAAGACUGAAACAACUGUAUAAAAGAUGAGAUCAUCUCAACUUACAAAAUAGCUGUUAUUACACAAAGAAUAUGUUCACAAUGCAGUCAACACGCUCUAAAACAAAAAUAAUUGCUGAUUCAGUAAUGUACUUCAGGCUAACGUGUGUAACAUUGUUCAGAAGUCUAUUUAUAAAAGCCUUUUUCAGUGUUACAAAAGUGCUACCUAAAAGGCAGAACUAGCUCUAUUAACAAAGCAUAGAAGGGACAGAUGUUUUGGACCACUUUUAUAUAUAUAUAUAUAUUAGGGGUUUUAAUUAUUUAUCGAUAAAUCUUGUCUACCUGAGUGCGGUAUCAAAAAAUGGCGCACGAAAAAUAUAUCUUGAACACUGGCAGAGGGUUCUAUAUUACCAAGAUACUCAACUCUGCCUUUACUUCCAUUACACAGCAUGCAGGGGAUCAUGGGAUAUAAAGAGAGCUUCAGGGCUAUUUUUCUAAUUAGUCUAUGGAGGGCGGUCAGAUUGGGACGAUUUUCUCAGUGUUUAAUGAACCUGGUGAAUGAUGACAUAACGUAAUUGAUAAGAAAAAUGAACACAGUCCUUCAUCCGCGCAUGCUCAGUUAAGAUCACAGGUUUUCUAGUGCUGUGUAAAAAUGUUUUGAUUUAUUUACAGCAGUAGUAUGGUAAUAAGCGGUAUUUUUGCUGUAGUAAUGCAAAUGUAGUUUCUAUUUUUAAUAUUAAUUUCAUGAAAUAUGAUGUGAAAUAAUUCAUAAUUGCCUUAUUUAAUGAUAUAAAAAACAUCUCCAAUAGAGUUUAUUAAAAUAAAUAUUGCAAAACGGUAAUCAGUUGAUAAGGGUCUUUGUUUUAUUAAUGUAUUUUAAUAUAUUUACAGAGAAGUUACAGUAGUAAAUUAUAUAAAUACAAUUUGAUAAAAAAAAACAAAAAAUAUAUAAAAACUGAUGUCUAAUACCGUUUUAAAUCCAAUAAAUCCAUGUUUUAUAACUGCAUCUGCUGUGCAAAGAUCUAAUCUCUGCUUUCUAUGCACGCACCAUCUCUGGUACUGCGUUUAUAAAAGUGCAUUUUUCGUAUCAUUUAUGGUAUGUCAUCAUUAACACAGGUUAUGCUUUUCGUCAAGACACCCUGGACAGCUCAAUCAGUCAUCACUCCAUUGACUCUCAAUAGAAAGACCCUGGGCUGCUCAAUCGGUCACCACUCCAUUGACUCUCAAUAGAAAGACCCUGGGCAGCUCAAUCCGUCACCACUCCAUUGACUCUCAAUAGAAACCACUCCAUUGACUCUCAAUAGAAUGACACCCUGGGCAGCUCAAUCCGUCACCACUCCAUUGACUCUCAAUAGAAAGACACCCUGGGCAGCUCAAUCCAUCACCACUCCAU
Messenger RNA from Acipenser ruthenus (sterlet), 2591 nucleotides. It is a transcript of the gene rassf6, whose product is annotated as Ras association domain family member 6. Gene Ontology annotation, biological process: signal transduction. Lineage: Eukaryota; Metazoa; Chordata; Actinopteri; Acipenseriformes; Acipenseridae. The coding region runs from base 244 to 1242 and encodes 332 amino acids. The transcript has 11 exons. The record is from RefSeq and is a predicted model, not a curated record.